AUGGCCUUCGCUGGACCCAUGCGCCACUUGCUCCAGGAGGCCGAAGAGGCUGCCGCCGCAACGGAGCCCACCGUCACCUUCCCUGAUGACUACCCCAACUCCGUCAGGCACUUUCUCCUCAUCGGAUUCUUGGGCAUGUUCAUCGGAGCCAUUGUGUUCUUCUACAUGGGUAUCUCCCGCAAGGUCAACACAGUGAUGCACGUCCUCACCUUCUUUAUCGCUGCUGUUUCUGCUUGCUCCUACUAUGCCGAGUGGGCUGGUCUCGGUGUCGAGUACAAGACCACCGACACCACUCCCCGUGUCAUCUUCUGGGCUCGCUACCUUGACUGGGUUGUCACUGGACCUCUCAUCCUCACUGACUUGGCUCUCCUCUCCAAGUCUGACACCCCCACCAUCAUCUCUUUGGUUGGCAACAUGGUCCUCUACGUCAUCUGCGGCCUCAUUGGAGCCCUCACCGUGGCCCCUUACAAGUACAUGUGGUGGGUUGCCGGACUGAUCUUCUUGAUCAUCGUCUUCAUGCUCCUCCUCCAGCGCCUCAACAACGCUGAGGGAUAUGGCGGAGAUGCUCUCAAGGGCUUGACCUGGCUCACCAUCCUUGUGUGGAUUGUCUACCCCAUCGUCUGGAUUGUCGGAUCUGAGGGCACUGGAGCUUUGGGUCUUUCCCAGGAGGUCGGCAUUCUCACCAUUGCUGAUUUGAUUGCCAAGAUCGGCUUCGGCUUCUACCUUUUGGCCAACGUUGAUGCUCCUGAGUCUGAGUCUGUUCCCCUCAACCAGUCCUCCCAGCAGUACGUUUAA
Molecule: messenger RNA, 795 nt
Organism: Guillardia theta CCMP2712
Lineage: Eukaryota; Cryptophyceae; Pyrenomonadales; Geminigeraceae
Exons: 3
Coding region: 1-795 (264 amino acids)
Cellular component (GO): membrane
Source: RefSeq, a predicted model, not a curated record